Mollisia scopiformis is the source of this 643-nucleotide messenger RNA. RefSeq lists its product as uncharacterized. The transcript has a single exon. Lineage: Eukaryota; Fungi; Ascomycota; Leotiomycetes; Helotiales; Mollisiaceae. The record is from RefSeq and is a predicted model, not a curated record. The coding region runs from base 86 to 643 and encodes 185 amino acids.
CUCGCCAAGUCAUGGAUGGACUAUUACCACUCAUGAAUUCGAGUUUGAUUCAAUUCUACUUUACUUACUUACCUAGUUAUCUAAAAUGCCUAGCUCCCAACAUGCCCUCCACCUAGAUUCUAACAGCGUUUCCAAUCUCUCAUCCUAUCAAGUUCUCCAACAUCAACCAAGCUCACCACCAACCACCAACCACCACCACCGACAUCCAACAACCAUGUCAAGCCAUCACAGUUCAAAAGCAAAAAGCGGAAGUCGCCGCUCCUCAAACUUGGGCUUGGGCGGCUCGGACUUUCCAAGGUUCUUAUUACCACCUAGUAACGAAACUCUAUGGGAGCAUAUGCGCAGAAGACAUCCAAAUAUCCCAUCCGGUAGCGUUUACAACGGAACGUGCCCCGAUCCCAAGAGACACGGUCCUACGUGCCCCUGCUACGUAUUUAUUGUCAACAAAAACCAACGGCCUCAAUUCUUCUGGCAUAGAUUGGAUAUGCAAGAGAAGAGGCUUGCGGUCUUGAAAAGCUUCGCAGCGUCGGAUAAGAACACGAAGCCGGAGAUGAUAGAGAAGGAGAUAGCUAGAGUGGAGGAACUUUGUAUGGAUUUGAGGGCCGUUGUCAUGGAGGAGCUGAAGAAGAAGGGUGGAUGGUGA